AUAAUGAUUAGAAAAUUAUUAUCAAGGUCCCUAUUUAUUAGACCAUAAUUCUACAUUAAUCACAUGUAUUAUUAUUCCAUCUAUAAAUAAGCUUUGAUACUCAAGAUUAAUUUAAGAAGUUUGACAGAACAAGUAUUGAUAGUAUUAAGACAUCUUCUAAACCAUUGCCAUCUCCAACUGAAGAAGCAGGACUCUUUAUGGAAGAAAAUGAAGUAAAUACAUUUCAUCAAACAUUAUUUAGGUAGAUGUAAGAUUCCUUAAAGUCUUGAAAUCCUUCGAGAAAAUAGAUAUCAAAUCAGUCAAUUGGGAAGGAGAUUUAAUGAAAGAUCUAGGUUUAGAUAGUCUUGAAAGAAUUGCUUUGAUCACAUCAAUUGAGCAUGAAUUCACAGCCAUCUUUGAAGACAGAGUAUUUGAUAAUUUGAAAUCAUUGCAAGACAUUAAAAAGCAGAUCUUAAAAGAUGAUUCAGCAUUUUGAAUAAUAUAAAUUAUU
Paramecium sonneborni is the source of this 490-nucleotide messenger RNA. NCBI's taxonomy places the organism in Eukaryota, Ciliophora, Oligohymenophorea, Peniculida, Parameciidae. The record is from the annotation of a GenBank genome assembly.